Messenger RNA from Carica papaya (papaya), 369 nucleotides. Lineage: Eukaryota; Viridiplantae; Streptophyta; Magnoliopsida; Brassicales; Caricaceae. The record is from RefSeq and is a predicted model, not a curated record.
ACUUGAUGAUGAAGAGUUGGCUGACCUCCGUGAUCAGUUUGCUGCAAUUGAUGUUGAUAAAAAUGGUUCUAUUAGUCUCGAAGAGAUGAGACAGGCCCUUGCCAAAGAUCUUCCUUGGAAAUUGAAGGAUUCGCGUGUUUUGGAGAUUCUUCAAGCGAUUGACUGCAAUACAGAUGGGCUUGUGGAUUUCACCGAAUUUGUUGCUGCUGCCCUGCAUGUUCAUCAACUGGAGGAACAUGACUCAGAGAAGUGGCAACAUCGUUCACGUGCUGCUUUUGAGAAAUUUGACAUAGAUAGAGAUGGGUAUAUAACACCGGAGGAACUUAGACUGGUAAGUUUUAAUUUCUACGAGAACACACGAAUCCUUCU